Pezoporus flaviventris is the source of this 1430-nucleotide messenger RNA. RefSeq names its product transcription cofactor HES-6-like. Bases 36 to 719 code for a protein of 227 amino acids. Gene Ontology annotation, molecular function: RNA polymerase II cis-regulatory region sequence-specific DNA binding; DNA-binding transcription factor activity, RNA polymerase II-specific; protein dimerization activity. Gene Ontology annotation, biological process: regulation of neurogenesis; regulation of transcription by RNA polymerase II; anterior/posterior pattern specification. Gene Ontology annotation, cellular component: nucleus. The transcript has 4 exons. The record is from RefSeq and is a predicted model, not a curated record. Lineage: Eukaryota; Metazoa; Chordata; Aves; Psittaciformes; Psittacidae.
CAUCCCAUCCCGUCCUUCCCAGUGCCUGGGUUACAAUGACCGCCACGGCCACCUCCGGCAGCACCCACAAGCUGGCCAGCACCAUGGAGGAGAGGAAGUUACGGAAACCCCUCAUUGAGCGGAAACGAAGGGAAAGGAUUAAUAACUGCUUGGACCAGCUGAAGGAGACAGUUGUGGGUGCAUUUCACUUGGAUCAGUCUAAACUGGAAAAAGCAGACAUCCUCGAAAUGACUGUGAAGCACCUCCAGAACAUCCAGAGCAGCAAGCUGAUGGCUGACUCCAAAGUGGGUCUGGAAGCCCAGCAGCGGUACAGCACCGGGUACAUCCAGUGCAUGCACGAGGUGCACAACCUCCUCCUCACCUGUGAGUGGAUGGACAAGACCCUCGGGGCGCGCCUCUUGAACCAUCUGCUCAAAUCCUUGCCCAGGUCGGGUGAAGAUGCCUGCAAAGCAGCAUUAAGGUCUUUGAGCCCAACCCAGCACCCUCUCUUGACACCAAAAGGCCCCCCGAGCCCUAAGGGGAGCACACGGGGCACAAACCCAUCACAGGAGCAUUUCUAUGCUGUGGAGAACAAGCAGGCUUCCAAAAACUCCUUCCAGCUGCCACUGCUGUCUGCUUUCAGCCAGGCUGAUGCUGCACCUCCCAGACAGGUCCUGCAGCCCAAUUUUUCCCAUAACAACCCUAGAAUGGGGUCAUUAGAUAUGUGGAGACCAUGGUAAAGUGAGUUUUAAAACGUUCAUCCUAACCUUAGACACUCUUACGUAUGUAUCUUAUAGAUAUGUUUCUUUAAAACACUUGUGGAGCAAGUCUGUUCCUGUAGGUGUACUAAAGACCAGGGUACUUCAAGCCGAAGUAAACCUAUGUGUAGCCUGCAUUGUAGAAGGCUGCUAUUAUUGUUUUAUUUAUUUAAUACAUCUAAAUUAUUGUAUAGAAUCCUCUUGUGCUCUUUAGUGUAUAUCGAUUAUACAGCUUGCUUACAUCCUUAAAAUAAACUUCCUAUUAAUAAUGAUACAAUAAUAAAAGACAACAAGCAAUGAGACUCUCUGGCAUCAAGCUUAGCUCUCAGGUCUCACAUAAGCCACUGAGAUCACUGUGUUGGAUGAAGGUGGAAAUUGCCCAUGUCUUCUCCUUUUUAAUUUUACUAUUAUCUCAGUGCAGGUGAAGGAGAUGCUGGUUCUGAUUCCUGUAAGAACACUGCUGUGAUUAGAAAUAGAGAAAGGGAGAUACUAUGGACCAUUAGGGCUGUUUAGAAAUGCUCUCUGGAUUGCUUACUCUGGCCUUGCUCUUCCCAAACCCAGACAUCCUGACAUGAUGGUUAAACCAGUGAGCUGCGUGUAUAUAUGUAUGUAACACAUAGUUAUAUUUAGGGAUUAUUUCUUUUGUCUCCAGAACUGAAAGUUCUAAAUCAACUUUUGGAAGAUAACAACUGA